AUGAGUGAACUAUACUUGCUGGAUUAUGGCGCAGGGAAUGUGCGCAGUUUGGUUAAUGCUAUCACUAGAUUGGGUUAUCAAGUACAACCAGUGAAUCAUCCUGAUGAUAUUCUCAAAGCAAAGAAACUCAUAUUUCCUGGAGUGGGCGCAUUUGGUAGUGCAAUGACAUCUCUCGUAUCAAAGAACUAUGUUGAUCCACUGAAAAAAUACAUUGCAUCUGGUAGACCGUUCAUGGGAAUAUGUAUUGGAUUACAAACUCUCUUUACCAGCUCAGAUGAAUCACCUGACGUCCAUGGAUUAAACAUAAUCAAUGGACGUGUUAAGCUCUUUGAUAAUACCACAAAAUCAGUUCCUCAUAUGGGAUGGAAUAAAACGCUAAAACGUAAACAAGGAUCCGCAUUCAGUCUUUCUGAUGACAGGGUGUAUUACUUCGUUCAUUCUUAUGCAGUACCAUACACAGAGGAUCUCGCGAAAUGGACACUAGCAACUACCCAAUAUGGUGAUGAAGUAUUUGUAAGUAUCGUCCAAAAAGAUAAUAUAUUCUGCACCCAAUUUCAUCCAGAGAAAAGCGGAUAUGCUGGGCUGAGAAUACUCAGGAGUUUCCUAGAAUGGAACGGAGUGUCCGACCAGCCUACUAUACUUUGUGAUCCUGUUAAAGUGUCGUCGGAUUAUUUGACGAAACGUAUAAUCGCAUGCUUAGACGUACGCACAAAUGAUCAGGGCGAUCUAGUUGUGACAAAGGGUGAUCAAUAUGAUGUCAGAGAACGAGAUAAUGGUGGGCAAGUGAGAAAUCUCGGCAAACCAGUUGAGCUCGCACGCAGAUAUUUCGAAGAGGGCGCAGACGAAAUUACGUUUUUAAACAUAACCAGUUUCAGAAACUGUCCGCUGGCUGAUUUACCAAUGUUGGAGGUACUGCGACGUACCAGCGAGACUGUGUUUGUACCUUUGACUAUUGGAGGUGGAAUACGAGAUGUUGUCGAUCCUGAUGAAAAAUUGCAUUCGGCGUUGGAUGUUGCUGGAUUGUAUUUCAGAUCCGGUGCUGAUAAGGUGUCUAUUGGUAGCGAUGCCGUAUAUGCUGUAGAAAGAUAUCUCGAGAACGGUCAUGAGUUAAGUGGAGAUACAGCAAUCGAAACCAUUGCUAAAGCAUAUGGUAACCAAGCCGUUGUAAUAUCUGUCGAUCCGCGUAGAGUAUACGUAAGUUCUCCUAACGAAACUGUUCAUCACAUAAUAAAGACAAUAUAUCCUGGUCCACAAGGAGAAGAAUAUUGUUGGUAUCAGUGUACUGUUAAAGGAGGUAGAGAAGGCCGUGACAUUGACGUACACCAGUUGGUGACUGUAUGCGAAAAAAUGGGUGCCGGGGAGAUUUUGCUUAAUUGCAUGGACAAGGAUGGAACUAACUCUGGAUAUGAUAUUGAGCUUGUCGACGAUGUUAAAAAGGCCGUUAAUAUUCCUGUCAUUGCAUCAAGUGGAGCAGGGAGGGUCGAGCAUUUCGGUGAAGUAUUUGAGAAGACUAAGGCAGAUGCUGCUUUAGCCGCGGGAAUAUUCCAUCGAAAAGAAGUGCCUGUGGCAGAUGUCAAGAAUUAUUUGAGAGAAAAAGGGAUUCUUGUGCGGAGUCCCGAUAAUAUAUUGUAA
Messenger RNA from Paraglomus brasilianum, 1632 nucleotides. The record is from the annotation of a GenBank genome assembly. NCBI's taxonomy places the organism in Eukaryota, Fungi, Glomeromycota, Glomeromycetes, Paraglomerales, Paraglomeraceae.